Metarhizium acridum CQMa 102 is the source of this 519-nucleotide messenger RNA. Its product is annotated as Small nuclear ribonucleoprotein-associated protein B. Gene Ontology annotation, cellular component: U5 snRNP; U1 snRNP; cytoplasm. The record is from RefSeq and is a predicted model, not a curated record. Gene Ontology annotation, molecular function: RNA binding. Gene Ontology annotation, biological process: mRNA splicing, via spliceosome. NCBI's taxonomy places the organism in Eukaryota, Fungi, Ascomycota, Sordariomycetes, Hypocreales, Clavicipitaceae.
AUGAACCUCGUUCUCGCCGAUACCGAAGAAUUCCGACGCGUGAAGAGAAAGGCCAACAAGCCGUCCGCACCCGGGUCAUCAUCCCAGGUUGUCGAGACUGAAGAAAAGAGGACUCUUGGUCUAACCAUUGUUCGCGGCGCCCACAUUGUCUCCCUUUCCGUCGAGUCUCCUCCCCCAGCCGAUCCCAGUGCUAGACUUGGAAAGAGUGCUCCGAGCGGUAUUCCAUCAACCCUCACAGCUGGACCUGGAGUCGCCAAACCCGCUGGUCGUGGUGCCCCCCCUCCAUCUUUGGCUGGUCCCGCUGCUGGAGUUGGUGGCGGCGCUCCGCCUCCAGGCUUCCCCGGUUUCCCAGGAGCUCCUGGCUUUCCAGGAGCCGGACGAGGUGCUCCUCCACCGGGUUUCCCUGGAGGUUUCGCUCCCCCGCCCGGUAGUUUCCCCGGAAAUGCACAGUUCCCUCCCCCAGGGUUCAACCCACCGGGCGGUGGCCCUCCUGGAUUCAACCCACCUCCACGAAGAUAG